Messenger RNA from Rhizophagus irregularis DAOM 181602=DAOM 197198, 657 nucleotides. Lineage: Eukaryota; Fungi; Glomeromycota; Glomeromycetes; Glomerales; Glomeraceae. The record is from RefSeq and is a predicted model, not a curated record.
AUGAGCUAUAUUUCAUUCUUUUCUGAUCACUGGAUCAAAAAAGUGUUAUAUCCUUAUUGUAAAAUAUUAAAUAUUCUUCAACAAGAUAAAGCAAGAUUAUUUCAAGUUAUACAUGGUCUCGCAUAUCUUAUUCAAUUUUGGACUAAUUAUGAAGAUACUCAACUUUUUGAAAAAGAAUCUACCUGUAUUUUACGUGAAUUUGAUGACUUUCGUUUAGAAAAAUAUCCAUUUAAUUAUAAUAUAUAUAAGCAAUUUAAUGGAGAUAUUUGGGAAUAUUGGUAUUUCACAGAAACAUCUACAAAUGAAUUAGGCUUAGUUGCUUGUAGAUUAUUUGGAAUUUGUGUAAAUGCAGCUUCUGUGGAGCAUCUUUGGAGUUGUAUGGGUUUCUUACAGACAAAUCGACGAAAUCGUUUAAAGAAGCAUCGGAUUAAUUCUAGUACUUCUUCUACUUUAAUAACUCCACUUAAAAAUGAGUUUGGAGAUUAUUUACAAAAAUGGGCAGAAAUGUUAGAAGAAGAAGCUAACAAAAAUGAAGAAUAUGAAACAGAUGAGUUAGAUAUAUUUAUAGAAACUAAUAAAAUUACUCAUCCGGUAAUUGAUUCUGAUGCCAAAUGGAAAUUAAAAUCAAUUUUUAAAGAAUUAGAAUUUCCUUUUUAA